Myotis brandtii (Brandt's bat) is the source of this 388-nucleotide messenger RNA. Its product is annotated as CD97 antigen-like. The coding region runs from base 26 to 358 and encodes 110 amino acids. The record is from RefSeq and is a predicted model, not a curated record. Lineage: Eukaryota; Metazoa; Chordata; Mammalia; Chiroptera; Vespertilionidae. The transcript is spliced from 3 exons.
GACACGGAACCACCCUGCACAGACCAUGGGAGGCUCCCACCUCAGCGCCUUUCACAUCCUACAGGCGCUGUGUGUCUUGCUGACUCUGUUGGAAGAUGGACCCCAGAACACCAGGGCCUCUGCCUGUAAGCUGUUGUGUCCUUCAAACUCCAUAUGUGGCGCUGCCAUUUCCUGUCAAUGCAAUCCGGGAUUCAAGUCUCCAGCUGGGGAGACCAUCAUCCACCCGUGGGAGACUUGUGAAGGUACAGAGGCUUGGGGUGGUGGAGGGCUACAUGGAGACAGAAUGGUGGAUGGUGGCCUCAGCCUUUGUUCUCAGACCAUCAUGAAGGACAGAGAAAAGAGAAAGAAAAAGAUAUGAAGGUGGAAAAUGAGAAGUGAGUAAACAUUG